Molecule: messenger RNA, 1224 nt
Organism: Cuscuta campestris
Lineage: Eukaryota; Viridiplantae; Streptophyta; Magnoliopsida; Solanales; Convolvulaceae
Source: the annotation of a GenBank genome assembly
AACAAUAUGAAAAGUUCUUCGAAAUAAGAGGUGUCAAGAAUAUUUUAUUUUAUCAAAUAAGUGUUGUGAAUAUUUUGGGAAGGAGGGAGUAUAUAUAUUACUCCCUCCGUCCUAAAACUUUUUUCCCAUAGCACUAUUCCAACUUCACGGAAAUUUAUAUUUAUUUGUGUUUUUUCAUGGCCUAUAUGAUAAAAUAAAAUAUUCUUGUCACUACUUGUUUUGUUGAACUUUUGAUGUAUUUUUUAAAUAUGUAUUUUUAUUUUUUAUUUCUAUACCAAUAUUUAAAUAAAAUAGAACUUGCGAUUUUUCUCGUUUUGAGUAACGGAAAGAAAGUUUUAGGAGGGAGUAGGCCUGUUCUAAUGACAUUGGUUAGCAAACUCAGCAUCAGCUUUCCGUCGUCUUCAACCAAUCUUCAAUCCGUUUCUGGGGCUGCGCCGCCCACCGUUGCUCCAUCAAUGGGUUCAGUGUUCGGUGACUGGCCGUCUUUUGACCCUCACAACUUCACACAGCUCCGGCCUUCCGAUCCAUCUGCCCCCUCCAGAAUAACACCAGCAACUUACUGUCCUACACAUGAUCGGACUCUACCAUCACCGGAUCAAGUUAUUUGUUCAGAACCCAAAAACAUAUUUAUAAGACACUUGUACCAACAUGGCGCCGAGAAGAUGAGACCCAAGAGGGCUGCUUCUGAGAAUCUUGCACCAGAGCACGGAUCUAAGUUUCCUAAGUCUUCCCAUUCAGACAUAUCUUUCUAAACCUGAUGCUUUCGUUGUUUUUUUUUGUGUAAUUAAAAACAUGUAUUUGUAUAUAUUUUUGCCGAUACAUACGCGUACUUUCGUGCUUGUUCAUUGUUGUAAAACAAAACAUUGAGCUUAUAAAAAAAAGAAGCCUCCUCCUUCAGCGCCAUCUCUAUCAUCCUCCCUCUCAAGCCUCCUUCUUCAUCGGCUCUCCAUCAGGCACUGCAUCAGACUCAAGGAUUAUUAAAAAUGCAUUAAGGAGGGAAGAUAAGCUUAAAAUCCCCGAAGGUAAAUAUUAUCUCGUGGAUGCUGGGUUCAUGUUAACAAGAGGACUAAUAACACCUUAUCGAGGAGUCCGCUAUCAUUUGAAAGAGUAUUCCAGGAGAAAUCCGCCAUUAAAUUAUAAAGAGUUAUUUAACCUUCGACAUUCAAAGUUGCGUAACGCCAUUGAACGAGCUUUUGGUGUAUUGAAGAAAAGAUUUGUUAUCUU